Penicillium hordei is the source of this 774-nucleotide messenger RNA. Its product is annotated as alpha/beta fold hydrolase. Bases 1 to 774 code for a protein of 257 amino acids. Lineage: Eukaryota; Fungi; Ascomycota; Eurotiomycetes; Eurotiales; Aspergillaceae. The record is from RefSeq and is a predicted model, not a curated record. The transcript has a single exon.
AUGCCUUUCACAACCACCUCCGAUAAACAAGAGAUCUACUACGAAAAGACCGGUUCCAGUGGUCCAGUAUUGGUGUUGGUUUCCGGAUACAUGGGCAUUGCCGAUAUCUGGCAGCCUCUGAUCAACAAAUUACAACUGCAGUAUCAAUGCAUCGCCUACGACAGCCGAGGCUUUGGGCGCUCGUCAAAGCCGGAACUUGCCCUUGCCUAUAGCAUUGAACGUCAUGCGGAGGACCUCCACGCCGUUCUAGAAUCUCUCAACCUGAAUAGCAAGGUGAUCCUUGUCACUCAUUCGAUGGGGACAAACAUUGCCUCGGCUUUCUUCCUCUCAAACCCCGAUCGCGUAUCCGGCAUCAUCAGCUCUGCAGCCUACUUCGACGGCAAGUCUAUCGGAAACCAAGGUCUGGGAGCUGAACAUCUUGCGAUUUCCGUCGACGUGCCAUCCGCCUGUGUUGAAUUCUACACCAACAUGGGUCUAGAUCACCGAUUUGCGAUCGAGGCAGCUAAGUGGCCGGGGUACACGCGCAGAAACAAUGCCCUGGCUCUUUUUGCCUACGAUAUCGGCAACCGGUAUUCAGAAAUUACCGUGCCGUGUCUGAUUAUUCAGGGCGCGGAAGACAUGGUUUGUCCAGUCGAUCAAUGUGCGCGGCCCAUCGCAGAGGCAAUACCCGAUUGCAAGCUGGAGGUAUUGGAAGGCGUCAAACAUUUCCCUAUCACAGAGGCCGUUGAAAAAGUGUUUACUUUGAUCAAUACUUUUUGUCAAACCCUUACCUAG